AGCCACUGCAAUCUUCAUAAUAUUGGUUUUCAGGCCGUCAGACUUCCGCUGGCAUCCCGGUAAUGCAAACUCACAAAACACGUCAUGUGAUCGCGGCUUGGCUGCGAACGGCCGUUCCCUAGGUGAACAGCAAGCCCAGGUGUGUCGAUGGGCCGUCGUUUUAUGUCGGUAGCUGGGAGAGAACGACGGAUUCCCGUCGGAGAAGACACUUCACAGGCGGCCACUACGUCUGUGACCGUGCGUUGAACCUCCAAGACGAAGUUCACCGUAGGUUUGGACGUCGCCCGCCGUGGCCACGUAAGUCGCGAAUCGAGUUCCGGGGUAGCAGCUGGUCAGUGACGUUGACUAGGCCCCCCCAUUCAAUCGCCGGCGGCUGCCUCAUUCAAUCUCCGGAGGCAGCCCGACGACUAUGGGCUCUCGUGAACUACUUUCGUCGUCGAUACAGGGGCCCCGGAGCUCUUGACGUGCGCGCCGUCCGCCAAAUGGGCGCGGACAAUGGAGCUUCGAGUGCCUCUCCUCGAUAAUCGCGAAUCCGGGGCCAACCCGUCCUCGAUAAUGAAGAUGCAAGAUUGGGUGAUGAGCUCCGGCCGUUUGCCGACGGCCUACCGCAUCGGCAACUCGACGCUCCGCUGCCAGGUCAACUUCGUCGUGGCCGUGGCGCUCAUGGGCAUAACAUGCCUGCUGCUCAUGUACGCGCUGCUUCCGUGGGGCAAGUACCACAUCGUCGAGGACCACAUCGACGGUCCGGGCCACGAGCACGGCCACCAGCACAUCCUGAAGGAGUACCUGCCGUACAACUCCACCUACCCGCUGACCAAGCCCAUCGUGUACGGUCGCAAGGUGCGAUACAAGAUCGCCUGCAUCACCGACCUGGACACCGAGUCCAAGCUGAAGGGGACCGAGAACACGUGGGUGAGCUACCUGAAGGUCGGCUACCUCGUGGUCGACAAGACCAUGAGCGAGGUGAGCAUCGAGUGGGAAGAAGGCAUGACCAUGCUCAAGGGACAGUUUGCCAUGGGCGGCCGCGGCAUGGAGCUCUCCGAGCUCGUGGUGUUUAACGGCAAGCUCUACACCAUGGACGACAGGACAGGAGUGGUGUACGAGAUUAGGGACAACAAGGUGAUACCGUGGGUGAUGCUCACCGACGGCAAUGGAGAGGCACCGAAAGGCUUCAAGAGCGAGUGGGCGACGGUGCGAGAAGGCGUCCUGUACAUAGGUGGCCUGGGCAAGGAGUGGACGAACAGCAAGGGUCAGGUGAUCAACCACGACCCCCAGUGGAUCAAGGUGGUGACCCCGGGGGGCCGCGUGGAGCACCGCGACUGGCGGGACAACUACCGGCGGCUCUGCGAGUGGGCAAAGUACGGAGCCCCAGGCUACAUGAUUCACGAAGCCGUCGCAUGGAGCCAUCGCUUCGGCGAGUGGUUCUUCCUUCCGCGUCGUGCGAGCACCACGGCCUACAAUGAAGUGGAGGACGAGGAGAAGGGCACCAACCUCAUGCUGCGCACGGACCCCCAGUUCGCUCGUGUCCAGGUGACGAAGGUCGGACCGCUUUUGCCGACCCACGGCUUCUCGUCGGUCAAGUUUGUGCCGAGCCUGACGCGCUCGGACCAGGACAGCCUCCUCCUCGCUCUCAAGUCAGAGGAGUACAAAGGAAAGACUGCAUCGUACAUCACUGUGAUUCGCGUUGAGGACGGCAAGGUGCUCUACCCCGAGACCAAGAUUGGCGACUACAAGUUUGAGGGGGUUGAGUUCGUCUGACGUGACAGACGGCUUAUUGUUGUUCAAGUGUUAGUUUGUGUAGUGCUGUUGCUUCGUGAAGCCGAUAAAGGUAAAAUUCGUAUGCUGUUAAAUAUUUUAAAUGGAUUUCGUGCUCCAUCAACCUUGCUUCUUGCUUUCUUUUUGCUUGAUAUUGCAGCAGAAAAUUUACUUACCGCCGCACAAUUGCUUUCGACCAUAGUACCAAUUAUACCAAAAAAAAUCUGAAUGAAUUGUAAGUGGUAUUUGACAUGUGGGACUCGGAUUAUUGAUUAUGUAGAUGGAUUUUAUGUGAUCACUAGCCUGUGACUCACUACAUGAAAAAGGACAUUUACUUGCUCGUUUGUCAGUAGCAAAUGCUCCAUAUACCAAAGCAUGUUCUUUAAUAGCAUUUGUGCAGAGCCCUGCCUUUAUCAGCUUCACGUAGCUGUGUCCAGAGAAGCGUUUGUGGAAUCCUUGCUUCCAACACACCGAGGCAGUUUAGCUUGCUGACAUAUAAUUUAAAUGAUGCCGAAAGCGUGUGAUGCUUAUGGCUGCUUCAAGGAAGCAAUUCACGAAGUUCUCUGGCUACAUGUUUAAUUAAUAAUCGUUUAGAGAGAAAACAUGCUGCUGUGGCAGUUUAUUACCAUUGUUUGUCACGCCAUGGUAGCUUUGCUUCAAGGGAUGGGUCUUGCUUCGUGAAGUUCAAAGUGCGAGGAAACGGCCACCGAUGUAUGUUUAAAGUGAAAGGGAAACCUACCUUCGCUUUUUGAGUGGGAAGGGUACAAAUAUUUUUUUUUUGCCUUUGUCCAUUCGGGUCGGUGAAACUUUUUCUAGUCAUUGUUUCCUAGCUUCCUGCGUGCUUUUCCCGUUGCAUAGCAUUAAGCACAGAGCCUUGACCUUUUAUUUGAACUUGGCUGCAGCUUCUCCAGUUUGACGCAAGAAGAGGAUUGAAAUCAGUGAAAUGCUUUGGAAAUUUCUGGCUUUGUUCUAAUGGCAGCUAUGCUAGUACUAACAAGGGCGCAGCUUGUCAGUAGUGUUCUUGAGAUCUGUUAUGCGACGCCCUGUCACAGGUACCGGUUUUACGCUACCGGUUUUAUGCAUAAAACAACUGAGUAGCGUCAGGGUUACCUUUAGGGACCGAGGUUUGGUACUUUAUAACCUGUAGUUUACCCGCUUGUCGGAAAGUCUUCAGAUCUGUUAUGGGACAUUCUGUCACUAAAAGCCUUACAAUCACAGUAACAGUUUUACGCAUAAAACAGCUAAGUAGUUUCAAGGUUUUCUUUGCCAACUAAGGUUCAGUACUUCAUAUUUACCCACUUGUGACAAACUCUUGAAUAGAUGGGGUCUUUUGCGUAGAAAGUAAUACAAAUAUUCUUGCUGCUUUAUUAGGCCAAGUGGUGUUCAUUUCUCUAAUUGGCCUUGCUUCUCAGUGUAAUGCGCAUAUAGUAGCUUGUUCAAGGCAAACAAACUGAUGCUGGAACUGCAUUUGUUUAUGUACAGUUGGCGUCAAAAGUUUCUACAAUGUGGCUUUCACAAGAAAGCCGCACUUCAGCAGCCCAGUUUUUGGUUGCUGCCUGUAAAUUUAGUACAACACUCUGUUCGUUGUGUACGCUAGUGCAAGUCAAAUUCCAGGCUGCAUGUCCAGGAUCUAGAAAGUAUUAAACUUUUUCUCAGAUUCUACACCCCGUAAACUUCCGACGCCUACAGUACAGAUGAUUUGAGAUGGAUUGUCAUUCAUGUGCCGAUGUUAACUUGCCCGUUGAGUACUGUGUGCCUUUAACUGUCCAGUACAGGAAACACAGGUAACGUCAUGUAAGACAAGCAUGAUGUGCUUUGCUGCCUGUAUCAGACCCGAGUGGAGAGAGAUCUGUGAAAUAUUGUUUUGAAUUUGACAUGUGCUUAGGUUUGUACAGAAGACGUUGAUCAAAAGGUACUUGUAGCAUAUUCUGUUUUCAGGCUGUCUACUUGCAGGAAAUGGGGCACAAAAUGCGUCGUUCCUUGUUCUCAUCCUUUCUUGUUAUUUCUACACAACAUAUCAAGAUGUGCAGGUGCCCACGAAGUUGUCGGUGUACAGAGGCCGUGGAAAAGCUUGCCUAUUAUGUCGGAUUACUGUUCCUCAAGUAUCCUCGCAGCUGUGAGGAUAUUCUAGCAGUAUGUAAUCCGGGCCCUGAAUAGCAGACACAAACAUGUAUUCAACACCCAGAUAUUGCAGUGGUUAGCUUCUUCAUUCAUUCAUGUUGUGCUUCCUUCCAUAAAACAUGCCUGUGGUGUCAGCCAACCACGUGAUAAUGACAAUAGAUAAAAAUGAUAAAGGUAGUUGAUAAUAGCAGACAUUUUAAGAAAGAGAUAGAUACAUGGGAAUAUAGUUGUGCCAAAAUGUGGCCCCAUGAAUUCAGGAUUAGUCCACUUUCAUAUGCAGAGUGCACCUGUAAAUGUCGAGCUGCACCAUUCUGGCACUGAGAGUUUUUAUCAAAAGCGAAGCUUUUCUUUGCGAACCGUGCCGGGUUUCUUGACCGUGUUUGCUGCGGCCUGGCUGUGUUCUCUUGCCGAAUAGGCCAAUCAAUCGCAGUGAGGUAAGCGCGCCGCCGGGUUUUUUGCACCACUACCAGAUGACGCUCGCAGCUGUAGCACCGUAAAGCCCCUCUAUAUAAAACUGCUCACCCCGGCAUUUCCUCCCAGCCUCCUCCGCUCCCCCAUUGGUCAAUCCGUGUCACGUGGAAGCAGGCAUCGCACUUUUGUAUAUAUUUUUCUUUCCAGCACGCUCCGACCGCCAUUCUCGGGCCUGUGCGAUGAAAGUGCUGUACGCACAAACGGAUCAAACAUGUUAGGGACAAGAACUUUGUUGUGAUGGCAUGCUGCUGCGCCUUCAGUUGCCGCAACUGACAAUGCGAGGGCAAAAGCCUUUUUUUUUUGUUUAUCAUCCAGCGAGCACAAACGCUUGCUGCACACUUGGUAUUUGCGCCAUCUCGCAUCGUCGCGUUGCUACUUCCAAAACGGCUUUAUUAAGGCCAAUUACUGACUGACGAAGCAAAAUUGCGCCACAAAAACUGCUCAGCAGGGCGCGAUCGAAGUUUUCCGCGGAUUUAAUCUGGUAGCGCGUUAGCCAUCGUCUGCUACGGCAGGGUCGACAUGAGCGGCGCCACUGUCGAGAUCGCGCAUCGAUUGCUCCGGCCGCGCCGAGUGCGACAGUGGAACGGAGGAGGAGGGAAGUGGUUGGCGCUACUUUUUAUAUAGAGGGGCUUUAGCAGCACCAGCCGUGCAGGGGCAAGCAAGAAAAAUAACCAGAAAGCCCGCCUUCGUGCAUCCGCGUCAUUGCAUUAGCCUCUCUACAAUGCCUGAAUAAAGCCUUGCGUGUUACUUUGUGCGGACAUUCAGUAGAGACAAACUCGCGUUUCCGACUCUUUAUGCACUCACACAAAACUUCGCUGUAUGUAGAUUCCAAAUCGUUGGAUCUGCUGCAUUUUUUUUUCUUUCUUUCUUUGUCUAUCUUUUUCUCUUGGCUUUUGUAUUUAAAGGACUUCUGCAGGCAGAUGCACACAUAUUGAGAACUGCUGAACACUAUGGAACCACAUAAUGUGUGAUUUGUAUUGAAGUUUGUCUUUUUUCUUAAAUUUGGAUGGUGAAAAGUGUAGUAGUAUUCUUUGUAGGUGCUUGUUUGUAAGAAUUCCAGCAAUAAUGACAUUUUGUGACCUUUCUUGCCCCCCCCCCCUCCCCCCUGCUUUUCUUCUUUAAGGGGGGAAUGCCAGUCCUACAACUUGCUUUUCUGUGACCGAUUUGAAAGAAUUUUGUACUGUGUUUUUGAAAUCUUACGCUAAAUUCAAGUGCAUGGUGGAAAGUGAUUUGCCCUGUUGAGUAGGCAAGGUUGGCACUCGUUUUAAAUAUUGGCAGAUCUGAUGCGAAUGCGAGCUGUAUUUCACGAAAAUAAUAACAGAUGCAUUAUAUACUUUCUAAAGAGUCUAAGAACGUAGUCUUCAAGACUUAUUUUUUUCUUAAUUUUCAGCCACGAAUGUCCCUGUCUUCCCCCACACUCACUUUUGUAUGAAACUUAAAGUAGGCACACCUUAUGUAAAGUUCAAUUUGAGAGCACUUUUUUUUUUUUGUCUUUUCUGACUGCAUAGAAAUCGGUGCAUGUGUUGUGCUCAUAUUCACUCCAGCACUUGCCCAAUUACCACUUUUUAAUUUCAGCAACAGUGUUACUUGAGCAGGACUCGUGGUUGAAAGGCUGGGCAGGGCAAGAUGGACAACCAGAAAGACCAAAGCUGCAGUGCCGUCUUUCCAGCUUUAGUGUGGAGACUGAUCUCGCUAUGCCUGCUUCUACUCCCUCCCUGCCUCUAUAUACUACAACUUUCUUAUUGUCUUCUAAUCACCUUAUCUUCCCAUGACCCUUUAGUCUGAGGUUCGAGCUGCUCGAUGCAAAGAAACCAGCUUCACUAUGAAAUGUACUGAUCAACAUUUUUAUGCACAGCAUUUUUAUGUAUCUCAAGCACAGCUUCUAUGUUCCACUUGUCGCAUUCCUGAGGGAAAAUGCUCAUGUAUGGGUAGCAAAACUGAUGUGCUUGAUGGCACAUAUUUGUUGUAGUGAAGAUAAUUAUGUUGCGGUUCUUGUUUCAUUGCGCAAUUGCAUAGAGAGCAAAGCCAGUAACCAGCACAUCUGUGGUGGUAGUAUAGAUGGAUGCCAUGUGCAUCUGAAAGAAUGGCAUGUGCAUCUGAAAGAGCUUUAAUAGUUUGCGUUCAGCGACAAAUGCGUGCCGCAACUCGGUCGUGUAGAAGCAUGCCCCCUUUGCGUCGGCGCCUUUGUACCGAAAGAAAGCUAUUUGCUUUGAAAAAAAAAUGGAAGGAAGUAAAACACAUUUUCAUUUAUUAUCAGCAAGUCUACCAGGAACUGCCGCUACCUACAUCCUUUACGACAUGGAUCAGAUUCUCCUUGAGAUCAGUUUAUCGAACGCUGUGAUUGACGCCAAUGCUGCGGUGUCAUCCUUUCUAGAAAACUCUCAUCUCUUGUUGGUGUUGUAUGCACUUCCAGUCAAGUGCAAUCAACUUGCCCAAACAUGUACGCUAGUUUAGUGUAACUUACUCAAAGUAUCAUCUGGACACUUUCACGAGAACCUAAAAACGUGGAUAAGCUCGCAAUCUGGUUGCAACUCUCAAAAACGACUUUUGGAGCUCUUAACGCAGGGGCACGCUGAAAUUGCCUUUGCAAAGUUCUAGUCACCACGUUGCAGCAGGUGUUUCACCAUUUGCAUUUGUUGUAGGGUUUGCAAACAGGCUGCCACACAGCCUCUUGUAAGCACGACCUUGGCCGGGAUAAUGUAAAGAUUUUAUUCUAAUGGCUAUUUCUUUUGCACUUUGUCAGUGGUCCGAGUGGCGUUCUACCUGUGUUAUCACAGGUAACAGAUGGCCCUGAAAAGUGAAUGAUAGGUAAUGAAUAGAACCGAACGAAAGGAAUCCUUACACUAUACUGGCCCUUGUUUGUUGUUUCAAUUGCAGUGUUUUAAUUGCACAUGAUGUUAACACUGGCUGGAGCACGUUAUGGUCAAUGUGUGCUAGCAUGUGCAAGCAUUGGGCUGGUGUUAUGAACCACCUCAACUGAGAAGUCCCGAAUUGUUAAAACGAAUUGCUUGUUGGAUUGUUUGUUGGAUUGUGUAACUUACCUGAAUUUUUCAUCUUUUUUUAAACAUUCAACACUAUCUUUUUUGUGUAAUCAAACAUAAACAUAUUUUAAUGCUAUUUUCCUGUUUUGCAUUCAGGCACUGGCUUUCUGUUUUGUUGCUGCUUUAAUGGUUUGAUUAGCCAUAGUUAUAAAUAGUAUUUAUGCAUUUUGCCUUUAGCCCACGUGGUACAGCUUAGGUGUGAACGUUUUGCUAACAAUGGUAGCUAUGUCAUUCACUUAAACCACUUCAGUGCAGACGUUUGGGAUGGCUUAGGCGAUCUUUGAGUACAGCCCUUGGGGCUGUGUUGUCAUCGUCAUGUCAUACCUGAAUGACUAAAACAUUGCAACAGGAAUGCACAUCCAUCAGUCAUAAGCUGCUUUUCGAGGUUUCAAAAGCAGUACAUGUUUUUUUGUCUUUAUACUUGCUCACUUGCUGGCCUCCACUUGCCAAGGUCGACCUUGUGCAGUUUUUUGAAAUGUAAAGUGUGUACUUUGUUUAGUACUUAUUAGCAGGCAGUGCUGUGCAAGUCAGAGCAACUUUUCACACUGUCUUCACCUGGUGGCCAAAAGAUAACACAUCCGAUAUUAGAAGCAAGAGAUGUGGAAAAGAAUGUGUUGUUCCACGUAACAUUGACCCCAUAUGUUGCAGUUGUAAUAGCUGAAAAGUUGUCACAUUGAUCCAAGACACUUCUUAAUUAGACAUGCAGAACAAGCAUCCUUUUAUGACCACUCUACACGCAUUAUUACAUAAUGUGAUUUAAUGAAAUGUUGACUCUGUACAUAACUGUAAUAGGCUAAGUUAUCACGUAGAUGACAUUGCGGACCUUGACGACUUCACAAGGAAGCUUGCAAAGAGGUGCAUUUUUAUGAUUGGAUUAGCCACACAUUAUCCUCAGCAUUGCCUGCUAAGAAAGAAAUGGAGUAGUACAGAUCAAUGCCCAGUGUUUUUCAAAUCUUACUACAUUUCAUCAUCAAACUUUGACAUGUUUCAACACAGACAUUGCAAUUCAUAGUGCUCUCUGAAGGCUGCUGCAAAUUUAAUCAUGGUAUAGCCCCUGCCCUGACAUGAAUAAACCUUUUGUACAUUACAA
Molecule: messenger RNA, 8478 nt
Organism: Dermacentor silvarum
Lineage: Eukaryota; Metazoa; Arthropoda; Arachnida; Ixodida; Ixodidae
Product: soluble calcium-activated nucleotidase 1
Exons: 3
Coding region: 496-1758 (420 amino acids)
Biological process (GO): proteoglycan biosynthetic process
Molecular function (GO): calcium ion binding; GDP phosphatase activity; UDP phosphatase activity
Source: RefSeq, a predicted model, not a curated record